Messenger RNA from Entamoeba dispar SAW760, 2277 nucleotides. RefSeq lists its product as uncharacterized. Lineage: Eukaryota; Evosea; Mastigamoebida; Endamoebidae. The coding region runs from base 1 to 2277 and encodes 758 amino acids. The transcript is spliced from 2 exons. The record is from RefSeq and is a predicted model, not a curated record.
AUGGUUGUUCUGUUUUUAUUUAUUGUCAACCUUUAUGCUUCAAGUUGCCAAAGCCCUAUUACAAUUCAAGAAAAUUUUGAUGACGUAAUUGAUUUAAGUUACAAAGGAGAAACCAAUAAAUGGAGUUGUCAACAAGUUGACUCUGAGGUACAUGAAGAUAAGUCAGUAACAUUUCAAUACACACCUUCUUCUGAUAAAAUGAUUGAAGUAUCUACAUGUUAUGCACAAACAGAUUUUGCAACAAGAAUUAUUAUUGGAAGUUCUUGUAUUGAUGGUGUAACUUCUUCUUGUGUUGGGGCUAAUGACGGAGACCCUAAUGGACUUUGUGAUGGACAUAGAUCUAAAUUAAUAGUAAGUGUAAAAGCAUCACAAAGUUAUUUUAUUAUUGUUUCAGGAGUAACUAGCCAUGACAUUGGAUCAUUUAGACUAACUGUGAAAGAAUACAUUAAUCCCAGUAGUACCAUGUGUUCUAAUGCAUUACAAAUUAAUAGUUUCCCACAAACUAUUGACGCAACUAUUUUAUCUAGUUUAACUUAUAGUGGAAAUUAUCAUGGACUUUUGAGAGGUAUGUGGUUUAAAUUUACUGCUACACAAAGUACUCAUGUUAUUGAUACAUGUAAUAAAAAUACUCAAUACCCAACAACGAUUUAUCUUUAUAAAAAAGUAACUACUUCAAAUGGUUGUAUGGGUGAUGCACCAAUUGCAGAAGCUACAGAAGGGUGUGGCUCAUUAGCACGUUUAUACUAUGAUAAAUUUAUUGUUGGAGAGGAAUAUUAUGUAUUUGUACAUUUUACUGGAGACACCUCAAAAUCACCUGUUUCUGGAUCAUUUGAAGUUACAUUCAGAACAAACGGUGGAGAUAACUACAAAUGUACUAAUGCAUUUUCUAUUUCUAAAAAACCAUUUAAUAUAAUUAUGGAUAUGUCUGGAUAUACUAAAAGUACCUCACCUUGUUCUCUUAAUACUCAACAAACUGGAAUGUACUUUAGUGUUAGAGGAGAUGGUAGAAGAUAUGCUAUUCAUACUUGUUUCACUCAAAGUUCAGGAUCUGAUCAUACAUCACUUGAACUUUAUUCAAACGGAUGUGAUAAUUGUGCUGAAGUUAGUUCUAACACAUGUGGUAAUGAUGCAUUAAUUAAUGUAUUCCUUGAAGCAAAUCAAUUGUAUAGAUUUAGAGUAGUUUGUAGUAAUCCACAAUGCAAAGUCAAUGUCGGAGUAAUGCAAAUUGAUUUUAAAGAUAAUUAUCUCUGUGAACAUGCUAGAUUUUUAAAUAUAACAACAGAAGGAGAUCAAUUCACCCAAUACCUUAUUGGAAGUAACCAAGAAAGUUAUACUAUAUUUGAUUGUAAAGAUAAUAAAAAGAAUCUUAAAGGAGGAUGGUAUGAGUUAAAAGCUGAAAAAGAAGAUAUGAGUAUUAUGCAUGGAGUUUAUACCUUUAAACCAGAACAAUAUACUGGAUAUCUCGCUACUCUAAAAGGAUGUUCAGAAUGUAUUAAAUCUACAUUUGAUUUAUAUGCUACUUCUGUUGAAACAAUUAAAAAGGGAGAAAGUUUGUUUGUAUUUGCUACAACUAUUCUUCGAGAAGGAAGUGGUAAUGAAUUUGGUACUUUUAUUAAAUAUGCACUUGUUGGUAUUAAUCCAGAUGUUUCAGUAGAAAAAACAGUUACUAGAGUUAAUAUUUAUGAAAAUAUUGCUGAAGAAAGUUCUAAAUGUAGUAAUGCUGAAACAAUUACUAUUCCAAGUAUUCAUUAUUCAUAUACAGAAAAGGCUCAUUCAUCAAGAAGUAAGUGUGGAGUUAUUGCUGAUGGAUUAAAAGGAAAAUGGUUUGUAUAUACUCCAAAAGAUACAGAAAAAGUAUCAAUACAAACUGAUGAUGUUACUACUUUUAAUACUCAAAUUGGUGUUUAUACUUCUUGCGAAAUGCUUACUGAUUUAUCUGUACCAGGUGAUUGUUAUAAAGGGACUAACUUUUAUAAAUCACCAGUAGGACAACAUGGUACUAUUUUAACUACUAGAUUAGAAAAAGGACAAACGUAUUAUAUUUUUGUUGGAGGGGCUACAUACAGUGAUAGUGGUAUGAUGAGAGUUAAAUUUGAUUAUUAUGAAGGUGAAUUGGAUAAUGAAGAAGAUGGAUUAAGUGGAGGUGAAAUAUUUGGAAUUAUUGUUGCUGUCCUUUUCUUAGUUGUUAUAUUACUUGUUGUUGGAUUAUUUGUUGGAUAUAUUGGAUAUAAGAAAUAUCAAAAUAAACACAAUAAAUCAUCAUUUGGAACUUUCUAA